AUUCUUAAUGAAACAUAAUGCCUUACAAUGGACAAGUGUUUGUACUUGAAUGAGUUCGAUCCGUGUACGAGAGUGAUCUUACCACGUGUAUAGGUUGUAUUUUACGAUUUUACGUACAAGCAAGAAGACUAAAGAUGGUUAUCUGAUAUAUAUGCAAACAACGUUGAUAAAGUGAAACAUAUAGGUCAUGCAUACAGAUGUAAAUCUACUGAUGUAAAUAGAGAAAUACCACGUUGAAAAGGGGCGUUUCCAACGUGCGUUAAUUUGACAGUUAUGGGCACAAUGGGAGACUAUGAUGAUAUCGUUCUAGACUUAAGGGUUCCGAAAACGUCUCCGGAACCGGAAGUUCCAGAACGAUGUGACAGCCGAACGGAAUCCGAUGUGGAGCAGUACGGCAGGUUUUUAGUGGACGGAAGUCCGGUCAAGUUUGAAAGAAGCGAGAGCGAUCCUGAAUCUGAAAAUCAUGGAAUUAUCGAUAAUCAUAUGGAUGAAAUGGCGGGUGCACAUAUCGAUACAAAACUGUGCUACCCUGAUAGUGAUUUUGAUGGCAUAGACAGUGAUAACGGCAGAAAUAUCCAUGAUUCUGAAGUGUUAGCGAAAUAUGAUGAUUGUGCGAUGACAAAAGAAGAUGAAUCCGUCGUUGUUGUAAGUGAUGAAAGACGAAGUGAGGAUGGUAAAAAAAGACUGCAGCUCAGGAGUUUGCUAGACAGUCGGAUUACCAAGGGAGGAAAAAUAGACAAAGUCCGUGUGGUUAAAAGUGCCAACAUGACAAAGUUGGACAUGCCUCGUGGCAAUCUGCGAGCCAACCUACGCCUUCAGCUGAUGAAGAUGCAGGCGGCCCAGGAAGACCAGAGGAAGGAACCAACGUUUUCCCAGUCCUUCAAGCCGGCCCAACAGACGCAGCCACAGACCAUUCAGAUCCCCGCCCCCACAAGUCUCACCAGCACAGAGGUUCCUACCAGCAUACUUACUGUGAAAACACAGCUAGAAAAUCCAACACAGUUUCAUGUCAGCCAAAACCAGAAAAGACAGAUUCACCUCUUUCUCCACAAUUCGGGCAAAGUGACCACCACCGCCCAGUCUAUGCCUGCCCUGACCACUCAGAUGCCCGGGGUUAACAUGGUGCCCACGACGGUCAGUGGAAGCGCACCAGUGGAUCCAGACAGCCCGCUAUCUGGUAUGGGACUCAGUAGUGCUACAAACAGUGUCUCGGAUUUUAAUGAGGUUGACCAUCUCCUUAAUGACAUCAUCAGUCUGGAGUCCGUGGACCCUAAUGUUGACCAGGAUCUGAAUCUGUUAGAGCCCUCCCUCAACCACAUGUCGUCCACACUACCUCAUACCAACAACAUUCUGGAUCUCUACAAUGACACUAGUGAUCCAGACAAAAGCAAUGGAGCAAGUUCCUGCCCUGUGAAAUUUGCAGAUCAGUUUGGAAAUCUUCCGAUGCCUGAAUUCCUGUCAGAGGAGGAAAAACGGAUGUGGGCAAAAGACAGGCAGAAAAAAGACAAUCAUAACAUGAUUGAGAGGAGGAGGAGAUUCAAUAUCAAUGACAGAAUAAAGGAGCUGGGGACACUUCUACCCAAGUCCACAGACCCAGAUAUGAGGCAGAAUAAGGGAACGAUUCUGAAGGCUUCCGUGGAGUACAUCAGGCGGCUGAAGAAAGACCAGGACAGACUGAAACAGCUAGAGAGCCGGCAGAAGCAGCUGGAGAUGAACAACAGAAAGAUGAUCCUCAGGAUGCAGCAAAUGGAAUUGAUCAUGAAAUCUCAGGGAAUGGUGACCGGUCUUGACAAUGAAAUAGAACAACUGACACUGUCUCAACAGCCAGUCACAUACCAAGUUGCCAAAUUCCAGCCUGAUCUCCCUCAUAACUUACUCGCGGGUCUCCCCAAUAACAUGGACGAAUUCAUGGAGGACAGCUCCCCUGUGAAUGCGGACCCCAUGCUGUCCUCCGAACCUGUGAGUCCCAGUAACCUUGAUGACUCAUCGGACAUGUUAUGAUUUGAUACUCAAGUGGUGCCAAGAUGUUCCAUGCCACUUCUCUCUGCAAAUCUUAAAGUCUGAAAAAACUUUCGAAUAGGAUGCUGGAUAUCUGUGAAUAAGAAAGUAUUAAGAUUGUUGCAGAGAAAUGCCUCACAGCGCCCUGGAUGACAUGGAAUCUGCCGAGACUUUCCUUGUAGUCCAGACAUUCCAAAAAAACUUUCUUUAUUCGUGAAGAAAGUUUUUUAUCCAAAGUGCAAUUCUCACAACGCUGAAUAUUUAUGUAUUCUCUCACUAUGCCCCGACACUUUGUCCAGUAAUCGAUGUGAUACUGUGAUUGAUGUGGUCGACACGUAAGAUGUAAAUAGCUCACCGUAUAACGUGUAAUUUGUGUGCAGUGUUUUUAUUAUUGUUACUUGUUAUAUUAUAUCAUGACAUGAACUAAUGGCAACUUUUUUCUGUAUUGUGAUUUGUACAGAUGAUGUGAAGGAAUACCGACACAUCGAAUGUUAACGUUUAAAAAUGUCGAAGGGAAGACAGUACGAUGUAUAUCAUCAUUGAAGGCUGAACAAAUAUGCAUCUAAAACUGCAGAUAUAUUGUUAGCUCUGUGAGUUUAUAAUUGUUGGUGCUACGUUUUAAAAGUGAUUGAUGUCAAUGUACAUAAUUUGUUGUGGUUGAUUCUUUCCAGUUGUUGUGGUUGAAUGUGGACGAGAGUUAGUUUUAUAUCUACAUAUGGAUGGUCGUUCACUGUGGAAACUUAUAUAGUUCUCUUUUAUUUGAGCAGUCAAAAUUUGAAUCAAAUAUCAGUUUCGACUUAAAGUUAUUUUUUUUGAGAAAUUCAGGCCUGACUCUUGUAAAAUUGAUUCAAUAGAUAUCAAAAUGUUGUUAAAUUAAUUUUUUUAGGAAUGUGUUUUCUAAAUCUUAUAUCAUCCAGUUACUAUAAAAUGAAUUAACAGAAUAAUUGAAACAUUUCUCAUAUCACAUAGAUUCAUUUAGUAUAUUUGGUUGUUACUUUAUUUGAAAUUCGAAUGAUUCAACAUUGACGGCUGUUUGUAGGGAGGACAUAUUGAUGUGUUUGAAUGCGAGACAGAUGUGAAUAAUGUACAUACAUUUAUAGUAGUAGGUUGUUGACUGUUGAUGUCAUUUUAAUGUCAGUACUACUGUAUUCGAUCGUUUCUCAUCCUUGUGAUGUGUCUUGUAAAUAUCAGUUUGUUGUGUUUAUAAUCUUAUUUGAGAUAUGAAAUGCAUGAUAGCAUUUUAAGAUAUUUUUACAAAAAACGUUAUUGUGUAUAUUAUGUUAAACUUUGGUAAACUUGGAUUAUUUGAGAUUUAAGUUUUAGGAUCAGUACACCUUUUUUAAACUUGACGUUAAGAAAAGGGACGUGUCAUGUUUUAACUUAUAGUCAGUCGUAUAUUUCCUUUUGCUAAGAUGGAAUAAAAGAAUGAUAUAAACAUA
Molecule: messenger RNA, 3437 nt
Organism: Ostrea edulis (European flat oyster)
Lineage: Eukaryota; Metazoa; Mollusca; Bivalvia; Ostreida; Ostreidae
Product: microphthalmia-associated transcription factor-like
Exons: 8
Coding region: 274-2001 (575 amino acids)
Biological process (GO): regulation of transcription by RNA polymerase II
Cellular component (GO): nucleus
Molecular function (GO): DNA-binding transcription factor activity, RNA polymerase II-specific; RNA polymerase II cis-regulatory region sequence-specific DNA binding; protein dimerization activity
Source: RefSeq, a predicted model, not a curated record